CGAAUUUCUGCCACGCCUCCAGCCUCCAAUGUCCCAGUAAAACUGUCGUUGCAUAGCAAAUAGACGACUUGCGAAGACUGGAAAUUCAUACGACGAACAGGUGACCGGGAUUCGCCGUAUUUGACGAAGUCAAAAUGGUACCUCAAGACAUGAAGCAGAUUCGAGUACUAAUACUCAACGACAAGGAGAAUUUGGAGAGGACCCUGUUUAGACUCGAUCAAGGCUUUGAGCUCCAAUUCCGUCUGGGUCCAAGUCUUCAGGGCAGGAGAGUGACAGUGCACACCAACUACCCGCUUGAAGGACAGGGCUUUGAACGCAAUACUUUUCGCGUUUUGACCUGGAAAAACCCAACCGGACGCGAGGAUGACUCUGACAAGUUUUGCUAUCUGGAUAUCAAAGUGGCUGGUUCUUUUCAGUACUACUUUGGAUUUGGAGGCACAGAAAGAUCAGGAGGAGGCUACGUUGUUGUCAAUCCAGUUCUUCGUGUGGGACCAGAGAACCACGUCCUCCCGUUGGACUGCAUCAGCAUUCAGACUUAUUUAUCCAAGUGUUUGGGUCUUUUUGAUGACUGGCCAGCCCGAUUGCAAGUUGCGAAGGAGUCAGGAUACAACAUGGUCCAUUUAACACCUUUGCAGACACUAGGAGAAUCCAGGUCUUGUUACUCCUUGGCAGACCAGCUAACCUUUAGCCCUGAGUUCAGUCCAGGUGGUAAAAACUACACCUGGAAGGAUGUUGGGGCUCUGGUGGAAAAGAUGAAGAAAGAAUGGAACAUGCUGUGCAUUACUGAUGUUGUAUACAACCAUACUGCGGCGAAUAGCAAAUGGAUCCGAGAGCAUCCGGAAUGUGGUUACAAUCUGGUCAACUCGCCCCAUCUACGGCCAGCCUGGGUUUUGGACAGAGCCAUUUGGCAUUUAACAACCAGAAUGGCAGACGGACGCUACGAGGACGUCGGCCUUCCUGCUAACGUCACCAAUGAGAACCAUCUUAAUGCAAUCCGAAGUGUGCUCUGGCAGGAUGUGUACCCUCAGAUAAAACUUUGGGAGUUUUUCCAGGUCAAAGUGGACAGCGCCGUGGAGCAGUUCAGGACGCUGCUACAAAGUGGUGUAAAAGCAGAUCGUAGUAAAACCGGAGGCCAAAAAGGCCUGAUUAUCAACCAGGACCCUGCUUGGCGACGAUAUGGCAACACCGUGGACAUGAACUCUGCCCUUGAAACGUUUGCGCCGUACAGCUAUUCCCCUCAGCACAUAGAGGAGUCUUGCCAUUUGUUGCGACAGAAACUGAACCAACUCAAUGAGGAGCAAAACCACAUUGUGCAUCAGCAUCAAGAGCAGGCCGCCAACUGUAUUGUGGGAAAUGUAUUGUAUGAGCGUCUAGCUGACCACGGACCCAAAUUAGGCCCUGUUAGCAAGAAGAACCCUCUUGUUACCAGGUAUUUCACCUUCCCAUUUCAAGACAUGACUCUAGAGCAGGAGAUGCAAAUGUUGGAUCAACCGGAGAAGACGUGUCACUUCCUGGCUCACAAUGGUUGGGUGAUGGGGGACGAUCCGCUGCGCAACUUUGCUGAGCCUGGCUCCAACGUCUAUAUUCGUCGAGAGUUGAUAUGCUGGGGCGACAGUGUCAAACUCCGCUAUGGCAAGGGACCGGAAGACUGCCCUUUCCUGUGGGCUCACAUGAAGAAAUACACUGAAAUAACAGCCAAAUAUUUUCACGGAGUCCGACUGGAUAACUGCCACUCGACACCGUUACAUGUAGCAGAGGCUAUGCUUGAUGCAGCCAGACUGGUCAGACCCAAUUUGUAUUUGAUAGCUGAACUGUUUACAGGCAGCGAGCUGAUUGAUAAUGUAUUUGUGAAUCGGCUGGGAAUUAGCAGCCUCAUCCGAGAGGCCUUGUCAGCCGGCGACAGCCACGAAGAAGGCAGGCUGGUCUAUCGUUACGGCGGCGAACCAGUUGGCGCCUUUGUUCAGCCGAGUCUCCGCCCGCUGGUGCCCUGCAUCGCUCACGCCAUGUUCCUUGACGUCACUCAUGACAACGAAUGCCCCAUACAGCUGCGUUCAGCGCUCGACUCUCUUCCGAGCUCCGCUCUGGUUUCCAUGGCCUGUUGUGCUACCGGAUCCACCCGAGGAUACGAUGAAUUAGUCCCGCAUCAGAUUUCUGUUGUCAAAGAGGAACGUUUUUACCCAAAGUGGAACGCUUCAGCCUCCCUGACCUCCACCAUGGAAGUCGGGCCCCAGACUGGCAUUAUUGCUGGGAAACUGGCACUCAAUAAGUUGCAUCAAGAACUGGCUGCUCAAGGGUUCAUACAGGUCUACGUAGACCAGGUUGACGCAGAUAUUGUAGCUAUAACUCGCCACUGCCCCAGCACCCAUCAGUCAGUGGUGGCAGUAUGUCGAACUGCCUUCAAAAACCCCAAAACGCACCAGUAUAGCACCGAUGUACCACCAAUGUUUAUACCCGGGAAAAUUGAGGAGGUGGUGUUGGAAGCGAGGACGGUGGAAAGACAGUCGGAGAGUUUUAAAAAGGAUGACGACUACAUUAACGGGCUGCCUGAAUACACAGUCGAGAUAAAAGAGCAUAUUCCAUUACAGGAGAGCUCAGUGGUGAACCAAGCUGGCGUGACAUCUAAAGGUCGAUCAGAGUUUGUGCAGGAAAUCAGCUUCAAGAAACUGACACCGGGAAGCGUCAUUGCAUUCAGGGUUAGUUUGGACCCCAAAGCGCAGAAGUUGGUCGGCGCAAUCCGUUAUUUCCUGUCCCAGUUUAGCCUAAAAUACCGUAAAGGCAGUCGAGCUGAUGAAAACCCACCAGAGGCCCUGAAGAUGCCUUUGGCACAGCUGAUGUCCAAGCUAACGCUAGCAGACUUUAACAUCCUGCUGUUUCGCUGCGAUGCAGAAGAACAAGAAGAUGGCGGAGGCUGUUACAAUAUUCCAGGAUGGGGAAGCUUCAAAUAUGCAGGCCUUCAAGGACUGAUGUCAGUUUUGGCUGAUAUUCGUGCCAACAAUGACCUGGGCCAUCCAGUGUGCGGGAAUCUCAGACAAGGAGACUGGCUAAUGGACUAUAUAUCCAAUAGACUCAUACAUCGAGAAGGGCCUCUGGCACAGGUUGGAAAAUGGCUAGAGGCCAUGUUUAUUUACCUGAAGCACAUCCCACGCUAUCUCAUCCCCGCAUAUUUUGAUGCCAUCCUUGUAUCAACGUUCACCACAGCUUUGGAUGCAACUUUUAAACUCAUGUCAAGUUUCAUCCAGAGCGGCUCAAGUUUUGCGCGCCACCUGGCGUUGGCUUCACUUCAGAUGUGCGGCGUCGGACGCUUCCCCGCUCUUCCACCUCUUUCCUUGAAAAUCGACAAUGUCCCGUAUCGCAUCAGUCCCAUAACCGGCCUAAAGGAGCAGUGUUGUGCCACAGUGGCUGCAGGUCUUCCUCAUUUCUCGACUGGGAUUUUCCGUUGCUGGGGCAGAGACACUUUCAUCGCGCUUAGAGGACUGAUGCUGCUCACGGGGAGACACGUGGAAGCCCGGAACAUCAUUUUGUCUUUCGCCGGGACUUUGCGUCACGGUUUGAUCCCGAAUCUGCUCGGAGAAGGUCGUUUCGCCAGAUAUAAUUGCCGUGAUGCUGUGUGGUGGUGGCUGCAGUGCCUCCAGGAUUACGUCUGCCAUGUUCCCCAAGGGCACAGUAUCCUCCAGUCUCCUGUCACCCGGAUGUACCCCACCGAUGACAGCGAGCCCUGUUUACCAGGAGAAGUGGAGCAGCCUCUGUGUGACGUCAUCCAAGAGAUUCUUCAGCGUCACCUGGAGGGAAUUUCCUACAGAGAGCGAAAUGCAGGACCCAAGAUAGACAUGAACAUGAGAGAUGAAGGGUUCAAUGUGGAGAUUCACGUGGAUCCCGAAACGGGUUUUGUCCACGGAGGAAACCGUUUCAACUGCGGAACUUGGAUGGAUAAAAUGGGAGAGAGUGAGAGAGCGAGAAACAAAGGCAUACCAGCUACUCCCAGAGACGGAGCAGCUGUGGAAAUCAUUGGUUUGAGUAAGUCGGCCAUCCGCUGGGUUGUGGAGCUACACGGCAAAGGCCUCUUCCCUUACGAUGGAGCCAAAGUCCACAGAAAUGGGAAAGAGGUGUUUAUCCAAUACAGCAAAUGGAAUGAGCAGAUCCAGCAGUCAUUUGAUCCAUCUUUCUGGGUGUCCGGAGAGCCAAUGGACCCCAAUGAGAAGCAUCCUGACCUGGUGCACAAAAAAGGGAUCUAUAAGGACAGUUUUGGAGCAUCUAGUCCCUGGUGUGACUACCAACUGAGACCAAACUUUACCAUUGCUAUGGUUGUGGCUCCAGAACUUUUUGAAGUGGAAAAAGCCUGGAAAGCGCUUGAAAUGGCUGAGGAGAAAUUACUGGGACCCCUCGGAAUGAAAACACUUGACCCUGAUGAUAUGGUCUACUGCGGUGUGUAUGACAACGCACUUGACAAUGACAACUAUAAUGUGGCUAAGGGCUUCAACUACCAUCAAGGGCCAGAGUGGCUUUGGCCUGUUGGCUACUUCCUGCGUGCUAAACUGUACUUUGCCAGAAAGCAAGGCGAGGAAACCUACGCCAGGACGGCGACCCUGGUCAAAAAUGUUCUUUCACGACACUAUACCAAUCUGGAGAGGUCUCCCUGGAAAGGUCUGCCGGAGCUAACCAAUGAGAACGGCCAGUACUGUUCGUUCAGCUGCGAGACUCAAGCGUGGUCUUUGGCUUGCCUGUUGGAAGUACUUUAUGACUUCUAGUCCUGGAGUUGACCUGGGCAACCUUAAUUUCAGUGGUUUAACAUUGUAUUGCAUGUUAACACAUUCACUGCCAUCGACAGGCCGAGAUGUCCGAUGCAUUUGUUCUGGGAUAUCUGGCAAUCAAUAACGAGCCAAGUGUUUCGGAUUGAUUAACCUCUUGGUGUCUGAGUUUCAUUUUUCAAAUA
Corythoichthys intestinalis (scribbled pipefish) is the source of this 4930-nucleotide messenger RNA. It is a transcript of the gene agla, whose product is annotated as amylo-alpha-1, 6-glucosidase, 4-alpha-glucanotransferase a. The record is from RefSeq and is a predicted model, not a curated record. Bases 135 to 4745 code for a protein of 1536 amino acids. Gene Ontology annotation, molecular function: amylo-alpha-1,6-glucosidase activity; 4-alpha-glucanotransferase activity. Lineage: Eukaryota; Metazoa; Chordata; Actinopteri; Syngnathiformes; Syngnathidae. Gene Ontology annotation, biological process: glycogen catabolic process; glycogen biosynthetic process. The transcript has 35 exons.